Messenger RNA from Photinus pyralis (common eastern firefly), 731 nucleotides. RefSeq names its product transmembrane protein 35A. The coding region runs from base 230 to 691 and encodes 153 amino acids. NCBI's taxonomy places the organism in Eukaryota, Metazoa, Arthropoda, Insecta, Coleoptera, Lampyridae. The transcript is spliced from 3 exons. Gene Ontology annotation, cellular component: endoplasmic reticulum. Gene Ontology annotation, biological process: chaperone-mediated protein complex assembly; positive regulation of protein localization to cell surface. The record is from RefSeq and is a predicted model, not a curated record.
CUGACGUAUGCACGAUAUGCGAGUAUCAAGACGGUCACAUUAUUGAUUAGUACAACCGCGUCGUCUCUAUCGGCAAUGGAGGCAUCGGGACGCGACGCAUACGAAAACAAAUACCUCUAAUUAUAACAAUGUCCUUUUAAUGCCGUGUAGUAUUUGCAUAAUGUGUAAUAAAAUUAAAUGUUAAGUAUUAGUGGCCUAACGAGUGUUUAUUGGUAUUAAUUUCUUCAGGAUGGGUUCCCUAGUGCUUAAAUCGUUAUCAAUACUUCUAGGAUUAUUUUUUAUUUUCGUUGGAUUUAUGAAGUUAUCCAGUCACAUUUCAAAGGAUCUACACAAAGAUUUGAGAAGGGAAUAUGUGAAGUAUUCGAAGGUGUUUCCUUUCUCCGAAUCGUUUGAUUUAAAAAUACCGAGCAAAUGGUACAGAAGGACCGUCGGCGCUCUUGAGAUCGCCUGUGGAAUUGCCAUGGCGUUCAUUCCUAACCAUAAAGUGAAGAACGGAGCAAACAUCUGUCUACUUGUGUUAACUUUAAUGGCCGUCUACUCCCAUUAUAUGGUCGCGGACAAAUUGGAACGGACAGCUCCAGCGUUGGUGUUUCUUUUUAUGCUGAGCGGCAGGUUGGUAGUCUACUGGCAGUUGACACGUCGCGAAGCAGAGCAAACGCAAACUCAAGUAAACGGAUUUAAACAGGAAUAACGCGGGAAAACGGCAGAUUGGUAUCUAAUACAUACAUAAC